CCCCGCCUCUACGAUUAGCGCGCCUUGUCAAUUACUCGCAAUUGAAUUUCCCUUCAGAGAGCGUGAUUUACUGGCCAAAUCCGCAGAAGAGCCCCAACAAAUCGGUUCAAAUGACAAGUGAGGAAAGUUAAUGAGGUGUCGACGCAAAUUUGUGGUUUUUUGGAAGAUGGGUAGAAGGUUCGUCAGAUAUUGAUUGUAUCAAUAAGUAAAGGGGAACAUCCAUUUUCAGGGAGGUGUUAAAAGGAACAGCAACAUUGAGAGGGACUUCACACCUAUGUAAGUGAGCCGACUCAAUGAUAGUGGGUGCACAAGUCACCGGGAUGAUGUAGAAAGCUCACUGCCCCCGAGCACUUUGAGUUUUCCACCCUACUGCGCCAAACUCGAGUUAAGCCCAAGCGGACAACUCGGACAGUUUCAAGCCAACAGGGCAAGAGGACGGACGUGUCGGAAGAGGCUCCUAUCGGAAUAGUGUUCAUCGUCCACAAGAACCAUGAACAAGCUCGCUGGAGCUUCAAGCCGUAUUCUUAUGGAUAUCCCGUGUAAGGUGUGUCAGGACCACUCUUCGGGGAAACAUUAUGGAAUUUAUGCUUGCGAUGGAUGUGCAGGGUUCUUCAAGCGCUCCAUUCGCCGAAAUCGCCAGUAUAUCUGUAAGUCACGCGGGCAGACUGGGGGAUGUCCAGUAGAUAAAACCCACAGGAACCAAUGCCGAGCCUGUAGGCUCAAGAAAUGUAUGGACGCUGGUAUGAACAAAGAUGCCGUGCAACACGAAAGAGGGCCGAGGAAUUCUACAAUCAGACGUCAAGUUGCAAUGUACCUCAAAGAACAAAGUGAACUGGGCAUGCUUGCGAGCAAUCCAUUUCGGCCACCGUACAUUAAUGCCGUGAUGGGCCUCUCGCCAUCUGAAAUGCCUGUGGAAGGAAUCUCCAUCAGUACCGGAUCCUCACCAUUUGAAGCCUCACAUCCGGGUCUCUUACCUUCUCUCACAAGUAGGAUGAUCUGCCAUCCGAUACCAAAGUACCCCCACGAAAUUGCUCAAGCUUACUUUAACAGUCCCGAGGCAGUGUGUGAGGCGGCUGCAAGGUUACUCUUUAUGAGUGUAAAGUGGGUGAAGAGCGUCCCCGCCUUCAAUAGCCUCUCGUACAGAGAUCAGAUUCUCUUGCUGGAGGAAUCGUGGAGAGAGCUGUUUGUGUUGGGAGCCUGUCAGUUUCAAAUACCUAUCGAACCUGCUUCCCUCAUGGCUGCUGCCGGCAUUACCUCAGAAACGUCGCCACCAGAAAAAGUAGUAUCUUUUAUGGCAGACAUAAGGCUACUUCAAGAAUUGGUUGUCAAAUUCAAGGCCAUGCAGAUUGAUCCAACAGAAUAUGCCUGUCUGAAAGGGAUAGUUCUUUUUAAAACAGUCUUCCAGAACGCAAAUUCAGAUAUGAAGUCCCUUCGUGACUUCCACGCCGUUGCUAGCCUCCAAGACCAAGCUCAGCUGACACUCAGCAAGUACAUACAGACAGCUUAUCCAACACAACCUUUCCGCUUUGGGAAACUUCUUCUGGUCCUGCCUCAGCUGCGCGGAAUAUCCACCAAAACUAUUGAAGAACUGUUUUUCAGAAAGACAAUCGGUUCCAUUCCCAUGGAGAGGCUACUCAUUGACAUGUAUAAGUCUGGCGAUUUCUGACUAGAUGUUCCUACUUACGGGUAUGUGCGAUCUUUUUAAAAAGGAAGACAGGGUUUAACUUGCGCCGUGAGUUUUUGAUAUUCUUGGCAAAGACGGCAAACAAACCAAUAUCGCAGAGUCGAACAUAGCGAUACCUCUUACCGCUUAAGACACUGACAUGCAACGGGUGUCAUUGGGAAGACUAAGUCCUUGUAGUAUAGUUUCCUAGGUUAUAUAUCGGAUAUAUGUUCCUACGCUCAACAGUGCACCUGUCUUUGUGUUUUAUUUAUGCACAGAACAAGUUGUCUUACGAAAUUAAUGGGGAUACAAUUGUUUGUAAUUAAUAUCUUGCCAAAUGCUCACCAUUAUUAUAACUAUGAUUUGGUGAGUGACCAGAAUGAUUUUAUGACUAGAAUUGUUUCACACAGGUGCGUGAAACAAGAUAGGGGAGUGCUGGGCACGGGUCACAACGCUGUUCACACUGUUUGUAUUGCGAUUGUCCAGAGUAAGUAACCUGGAAAAAUCAUGUUGUUGCUUUGCUUGCUGGUAUUACGAAAGUGGUGUUUGCAAAGAAAAUCAACUUGUAGGCCAAUUAUAUGCUAUUGUACACGAAGUUUUCCAGUCACUUUUGUAAAUUGUUCUUAUACAUGACAACUGGGUAGUUUUCAUCAAAGAUGUAGGUACCUGGAAAGACUCCUGCAGUUAACCAAACACAUGUCGCUUCACCUGUGUCAUCAAAGUCAUCAGAAAGGGAGAAAACAAACUAAAAGAAUGCUUGCUGGAGAGCAAGUGGCAAAACAUGGGUAUUGUGUCAAGAGGAGCUUGCUCACUGUGUAGCACUAAUACUAUUGUACAGUCUGAAUAUUUUGUACUGGGUAACUCUCUGCCGAUCGGUGUCACUCAGUACAGCGUAUUCAGGAGCGACACUUUCUUAGCCACAUAAACAAUGUCAUGCCUUGACUUUAACUAUAGAGGGGAACAUUUGCACUUGAUCUGAAACUUGUCUUCUUACAAUGAUAAACACACAAACACGUGAAUCAACAGAGUUACAUGCAAAGCUACAAUAGUCAUUUUGCAAAAGUUCUUUAUUUCAUUUUAUAUUUACAUUUUUGUCAAGUUUUCUUUAGAAUACUGGGUGCAGAUUUUUAAAAAAUUGCACCAAAAUAUCGAAGAAGGGACUCUUGAAUUUUAAGUCUGUAAGGUUAUGAUAAUUAAAAUUUCAAGUUAAUUUCUUUUCCGAACAUCAAUUUUUUGGAAUUUGAAUUGAUAAAAGAUAAAUAAUGGAUUAUAAGUAAUUUUGAAAAAUUAUGUGUUAGAAAAUAAUAUAACAUAAUUACACUGACCAAAUUGCAAUGACGAAAUGUGAUGGAUUACCUCAUUGAGUGACAAAAUAAUAUUAGUAUAAAGUGUAGAAAUUCUCAGAUGUGCUGGUAUUCCAGUUGAGUAAAAAAUGGCAGGUCCAAAGUCAUUCGACAAACUCAGGUAUAUUAUCACCGUUUGUAAAACGGGGCAUAGCAUUGUUAUUAUUUUAUUUCUUCUUUCUUAAAUCAAGAUGUAAUAACGCAGGAAUAAUUUAAUCUAAUUAUUAUAGAUGUUGAUGAAAUUGUAUAUACUUUUAUAUAUGUUAUUAUUAUUAUUAUUAUUAAUUUUAUUUGGUUUGACACGAUUUUGAAAAUCGGCUUACUGACUUCUCUUAAAUGUAGAGUAAUUCAAUAGAUAGUUAUAUAGAUUGUGCAAUUUCAUCCGUUGGCUAAAAAGCAGUUAUAGGAGGGGUGAUGAAAAGAAUUUAUACAAGAAAUAUGACUCUGUUGGCCAAUAGUUCUAAUUUGCUGUUAGCUUUAUAAUAACUCUAACGUUUUGUUUGUUUUUAUAAACGUAUCCCCGAAGUAGUUGUUAACUUUGGUUGGUGCAGUGUGAUUAUGUCACCCUUGCUGAGUUCAAAUUCUUAUGCGUUCAAUACUUUAUUCCUAUUUAAUUUCUGAUAGACGCUUUUACUUGUAACCCAUAAAAAGUACACCACUUUCACGAUCAUUGUUCGCAUGUAUUCGCAUCCAUUUCUGU
Molecule: messenger RNA, 3706 nt
Organism: Lingula anatina
Lineage: Eukaryota; Metazoa; Brachiopoda; Lingulata; Lingulida; Lingulidae
Product: nuclear receptor subfamily 2 group E member 1
Biological process (GO): regulation of DNA-templated transcription
Molecular function (GO): zinc ion binding; sequence-specific DNA binding; DNA-binding transcription factor activity
Source: RefSeq, a predicted model, not a curated record